UGGAGGCUGGACGUGGGCGGAGACGGAAGCAGGAGUGUCUCGUGGAACCUUUAGGGGUCCUUGUUGCAGGUUGGGAAUAUGAGGCAGUUUGUGCCUCUGAAAGUCUUCCCUUUACAGAGGCAAGAAGAGGUGAAUGGUAAAGAUGAAUCAGUGGCCUUGUUAAAUUCAUCCGUACAAUUUUUAUACAUUUCCGGUCCUGAGAACAAAAGAAUAAAAUUGCACACCUGCGAAUGAAUGAAGCUUUAGAGAUUUCCACUCUUUGGGAAUGGUAGUUGAGCCCAGAGGAAAAAUGAACCAAGGAAGAGCAGCUUGGGAAGGACUGGCACUUUGUGGUUCUCUUCACAUGGAAGGCAGUGUGAUAAUUCAAGAAAAGGCAGGAUUGAAGAUCCAAAAUGAAGAAACAGUCAUUUUCGGUGCAAACAGGCAACCCUUCAGGGAGUUCUGCUACCAGGAUUCUGAGGGUCCCCGAGGACUCUGCAGCCGCCUGCAUCACUUUUGCAAACGAUGGCUGAACCCAGAAAAGCACACUAAAGCCCAGAUGCUGGACAUGGUGGUCUUGGAGCAGUUCCUGUCCAUCAUGCCACCCAAGAUGGGGAACUGGGUGCGGGAAUGCGAACCCGAGACCAGUUCCCAGGCAGUGGCCCUGGCUGAAGGCUUCCUUCUGAGCCAAGGAGAGGAGAAGCACCAAGGAGAAAUGCAGGGGGAGGUGUCCUUCCUGGGGUUAAUCACUGAGGUUCCUGAGGCAAAAGGGGAUCCAGUAAAUCUUUGUCAAAACAAUUUCCUUGGCGGAAUCUCCACAAAGGAUCUAAAUCAGGACUUGUCACCAGAGAACAGCGUCAUAUACCAGGUGGUGGUAGGAGAAACAUCUCCUCUUUCUGGUGAAGCUGAAACCAAUGUUGGGCUUCCUGGGCAGGAUCCCAUAUCCUUCAAGGAGUUGUUUGUCUUCUUCACCAAGGAGGAGUGGGACCUGUUUGAUCCCACACAGAAAGCUUUGCAUGGAGAAGUCAUGCUGGAGACCUCCUGGAAUGUAGCUUCUCUGUGCAAUGAGCAGAAGAAUGAUAUUUACCAGAAACCAGAAGACACACCUUUACAGAUUUUUAAGGUUAAAGUGGGAGAAGAAGUCUUCCAAAAUCAUUGGCAACCAAAAAGUGAAGAUGGAAUCCAAUUAAAUGAUCCACAGGAAAUAAAUCCUCCUUUAUGUCUGGAAAUCUAUGAUUUGCUGACCCAAGAAGAUCUUAAUAGAGAGAGAAUGGGGCAGUAUUUAGACUUCGAUAAAAUAUUUGAAGAACAAUCAAACUUCACUCACCCAUUUGAAUGGACACAGGAAAGGAAUCGGUAUGAUCAGAAUUCCCCAUCUUAUUGGGCGGAUGAGAUGGAGAAAAAGACAUUAGAAUGUAAGGAUUAUGAAAGCAACUUCAACUACCUCCACGAACCUAUUUCCCAUAAAAUGAAUCCCAUCGAAGAGAAUCCAUACAAGUGUAUUGUUCAUGGAAGGAGCUUUGCAAGGAAUGACAGACUUAUCACCCAUUUAAAAAAUCAUACAGGGGAGAAACCAUACAAAUGCACAGUGUGCGGAAAGUGCUUCACAAGGAACGAUAAACUUAUUGCCCACAUUAGAGUUCACACAGGGGAGAAGCCAUAUAAAUGCACAGAAUGUGAAAAGAGCUUCACAAGAAAUGACAAACUUGUCAAUCAUAUCAGAAUCCACACAGGGGAGAAACCGUAUGAAUGCUCUGAGUGUGGAAAGAGAUUCACAAAGAGUACAGAUCUUACAGCCCAUAAAAGGAUCCACACAGGGGAGAAACCCUAUAAAUGCACAGAGUGUGGGAAGAGCUACAGCCACUCUAGUAAUCUGAGUACCCAUAAGAGUAUCCACAAAAAGGAAAAACCACAUAAAUGCAUGGAUUGUGGAAAGAGCUUUAUAAGGAGCACAGAUCUUACUUCCCAUAAAAGGAUCCACACAGGAGAGAAACCACAUGAGUGCAAGGAAUGCAGAAAGAGCUUCACUCACUACAAUACCCUUACCUCCCAUAAAACCAUCCACACAGGAGAGAAAUCAUAUAAAUGUAUGGAAUGCGGGAAGAGCUUUAGGACAAACAGUUCCCUAACUUCCCACAAAAGGAUACACACAGGCGAGAAGCCAUAUAAAUGCAUAGAAUGUGGAAGUAGCUUCAGGACUAGCAGUUAUCUUACUUCCCAUAAAAGAAUUCACACGGGGGAAAAACCCUAUCAAUGCCCAGACUGUGGAAAGAGCUUCAAUCUUUCUAGCACCUUUGCUUUCCAUAAAGCAGUCCAUACAGGGGAGAAGCCCUAUCAGUGCAUGGACUGUGGGAAGAGCUUCAAUCAUCCUAGCACCCUCACUUCCCACAAAAGGACCCACACAGGAGAGAAACCCUAUCAAUGCACAGACUGUGGAAAGAGUUUCAGUCACCCUAGCACGCUCACUUCCCACAAAAGGAUCCACACAGGAGAGAAACCUUAUCACUGUGUAGAGUGUGGAAAGAGUUUCAACCACUCCAGCAAUCUUGCUUCCCAUAAAAGAAUCCACACAGGGCAGCGGAAAUAUAAGUGCCUAGCAUGUGGAAAGGGUUUCACUCAAAGUUCUCACCUUAUUUCCCAUGAAAGAAUCCACACAGGAGAGAAGCCAUUUAAAUGCAUGGAAUGUGGUAAGAGCUUUACUCAGAGUAGUCAUCUUACUUCCCAUAAAAGGAUCCACACAGGGGAGAAGCCUUAUAAAUGCUUGCAAUGUGGAAAGAGCUUUACUCAAAAUAGUCAUCUUACUUAUCAUAAAAGGCUUCACUCAGGAGAGAAACCUUACAAAUGCACGGAAUGUGGAAAGAGCUUUGCUGAUUCCAGUUCCCUUCUUGUGCAUAAAAGGAUCCACACAGGGGAGAAACCUUACAAAUGCACAGAAUGUGGCAAGAACUUCACCCUGAGUAGUCACCUUACUUCCCAUAAAAGGAUCCACACAGGAGAGAAACCAUUUCAGUGUAUGGAAUGUGGAAAGAGCUUUAGUACGAAGAGUUCUCUUAAAUUUCAUAAAAAGAUCCAUACAGGGGAAAGACCGUAUAUAUGCAUGAAAUGCGAAAAGAGCUUCAAGCGAAUUGCUGAUCUAACUCGACAUGACAGAACACAUAGAAAAGAAGUUCCAUACAAAUCUACCAGGUGUGGUAAAAGCUUCCAUAACAGCAGAUACCUUACUUCAUGUGAAAGAGUAGAAAAGCCAUUUGAAUGCAGACAGCAUGGGGAUGAGCUUUCCAUUGAUUAUGUUGACUAAUUAUUAAUAAAGGAGAAUAUUUUUAAAUUUUAAUCAUUAAUAAAGGAAACUAACUAUAAGCAGUGAAGUGUGUCAGCUUAUAGCAACCACAUAGAUGGAUUUUCUGCAGUCGAGUGUCCCGAGAUUUGGAUAUUAAUCACCACAAAGAAUUCAUACAAAGGAAAUGCUGUAUAAAUUCACUAAAUAUGGAGGGAAAAUUCAGUGAAAACAUCCUUUUUUUAAAAAAUAAACCUGUUAUCCUUUUUUCGGGGUGGAGUCAAAACAACUCAAUAGACUGAGUGUUUAACUUUGCUGGAUGCCCUUCCUGACACCUACAUGGAGUUCACAGCAGAUGUUUUCUCUUUGCAACCUGCUAGAGAAACAUCUGCCGCUACCUAGGAUUGAACUCAACCUUCUGAGUGGGAGCUGAGCGACUUCACCUCCAGGUUACCAUGCCUCUCAGUGAUAUUUCUCAACUUCCCAUAAAAAGAUUCAUACAGGAGAGAGAUCUUUUAAAUGUCUGGAAUGUGGAAAAGGCUUCAGAAGAGUAUUAUUAAUGCCACAGUGGGGAGAACUCAUAUAAAUGCAGUUAAUGUGGAAAGUACUUCAGUAUUAACAGAUUAUUUUACAGGCAGUCCUCAAUUUACAACAAUUUGUUUAGCGACUGUCCAAAAUACCACAGUACUGAAAAAAGUGACAAAACCAGACCUCGCACUUGUAACUAUUACAAUAUCUGCAUAAUCACGUGAUCAAAAUUGGGGGGUAGGCAACUGGUAUGUAUUUAUGAUAGUUGCAGUGUUCUGGAGUCACGUGAUUACUAUUUGUGACCUUCCCAGCUGGCUUCUGACGAGCAAAAUCAAUGGUAGAAUCGGGAUUAAUGAUGAUAUGAUUCAUUCAACAACUGUACUGAUUCACUUAAUAACUGGCAAAAGUUAUAAAACUGGACACAACUGGACUCACUUAACCACUUUGCUUAGCAAUGGAAAUUCUGAUCCUGAUGGUGGUCAUAAGUCCAGGACAAUCUAUAUAUAUGAAAAUAAAAGCAAAAAGGAAAGAAACCACACAAGUUAUGGAGACUGAAUAAAACUUUGUCCAUUGUAGUAACCUGAUUUCCCAUAAAUGAAACCACAUAGAAAAGAAAUUCUAAAGUAUGGAAAGUGCUUCAGAUGAACUUUAAUUUUACAUACCUCAAAAAAAAAAAAAAGGAGGAGACUGCAUACUACAAACAUCUACUAAUUUCUGACACCUUGGACUACAUCUAAUCUUCGAUAGUGAGGCAGAUUGUUGACUUUAGAAACUGAAUGGAUCCAGACAGUUUAAUUUUAAUUUCAUUUUAUUUAUCUUUCUCAAAAUUAAAUGAAGUGUCCUAAAGAAUUAAAAAUAACAACUUGGUGGAUUUGAUGGAAUGAUGGUUGAGUUUUGCUACAAAUAUUAACAAUGAAUAUUAUUGAUUGUAUUUGUAAAGGUGUUACUUAUUACUACUUAAUUAGCAAUUAGUGAACUUGAAGUGUUCUUUGAAACUAAGCAGAUUCCAUCCUGGUUAUUAAUUCUUGGUGGGCCUGAAAGAAAUUCUAGAGUUAUCAGCAGAAGGAUUUCCAGGUUGCUAAGAAAAAAUAUGAAUACAAUCAAUAAUUGCUGAGAUCAAUUUAUCUUUAUGUUUUAUAUUAUUUCAUUUGUAGUUAUUUGUUCUUGCUUGUGUAUUACAGAUUGAUUUUACUAUAAAACUCUUUAAAUGAU
Messenger RNA from Thamnophis elegans (Western terrestrial garter snake), 4993 nucleotides. RefSeq names its product zinc finger protein 420-like. The record is from RefSeq and is a predicted model, not a curated record. NCBI's taxonomy places the organism in Eukaryota, Metazoa, Chordata, Lepidosauria, Squamata, Natricidae. Gene Ontology annotation, biological process: regulation of transcription by RNA polymerase II. The transcript is spliced from 7 exons. The coding region runs from base 266 to 3277 and encodes 1003 amino acids. Gene Ontology annotation, molecular function: DNA-binding transcription factor activity, RNA polymerase II-specific; RNA polymerase II cis-regulatory region sequence-specific DNA binding.